Molecule: messenger RNA, 2085 nt
Organism: Zygosaccharomyces rouxii
Lineage: Eukaryota; Fungi; Ascomycota; Saccharomycetes; Saccharomycetales; Saccharomycetaceae
Exons: 1
Coding region: 1-2085 (694 amino acids)
Biological process (GO): protein folding
Cellular component (GO): nucleus; cytosol
Molecular function (GO): ATP binding; ATP-dependent protein folding chaperone
Source: RefSeq, a predicted model, not a curated record
AUGAGUACUCCAUUUGGUUUAGAUUUGGGUAACCACAACAGUGUUUUGGCUGUUGCUAGAAACAGAGGUAUUGACAUUGUAGUUAACGAAGUCUCUAACCGUUCCACACCAUCAAUUGUCGGUUUUGGUCAAAGAAACAGAUUCUUAGGUGAAGCUGGUAAGAACAAGCAAACCUCUAAUGUUAAGAACACCGUUGAAAAUUUGAAGAGAAUCAUCGGUCUUGGAUACGACGACAAAGAAUUCCCAGAAGAAGCUAAAUACUUCUCAAACAAAUUGGUUAAAUUGGAAGAUGGUAAAGUUGGUGCUCAAGUGAAAUUCGUCAACAAGGACCACGUUUUCUCUGCCCCACAGUUGGCUGGUAUGUUCUUUGACAGAGUCAAGGACACCGUUCAAACUGAAACCAAGGCUAACAUUUCUGAUGUUUGUCUUGCUGUGCCAUCUUGGUACACUGAAGAACAACGUUAUGUUGUUGCCGAUGCCGCUAGAAUUGCAGGUUUGAACCCAGUUAGAGUUGUUAACGAUGUUACUGCUGCAGCUGUUUCUUACGGUGUUUUCAAGCCAGAUUUGCCAGACGUUGAUCAAAAGCCUCGUGUUGUUGCUCUAGUGGAUAUUGGUCACUCUUCUUACACUUGUUCCGUUAUUGGUUUCAAGAAGGGUGAAUUCAAAGUGUUAGGUACCGCUUGGGACAAACACUUUGGUGGUAGAAACUUCGACCGUGCCAUUACUGAACAUUUUGCUCAAGAAUUCAAGACCAAAUACAAGAUCGACAUUAAUGAAAACCCAAAGGCUUACAGCAGAGUGGUUGCUGCAGCUGAAAAAUUGAAGAAAGUUUUGUCUGCUAACUCCUCUGCCCCAUUCAACAUUGAAUCUGUUAUGAAUGACAUUGACGUCUCUUCUCAAUUUUCUCGUGUUGAAUUGGAAGAAUUAAUGAAGCCUUUGUUGGAACGUGUCCAUGAACCUAUCUACAAGGCUUUGGCUCAAGCCAAAUUGAGUGUUGAGGAUGUGGAUUUCGUCGAAUUAAUCGGUGGUACUUCUCGUAUCCCAGUUUUGAAGGAAACUAUUUCCAAGGCUUUCAACAAACAAUUGUCAACCACUUUGAACCAAGAUGAAGCUAUUGCCAAGGGUGCUGCUUUCAUCUGUGCUAUCCACUCUCCAACUCUAAGAGUUAAGCCUUUCAAAUUCGAAGACAUGCACGCAUACUCUGUGUCUUACUCUUGGGACAAACAAGUCGAAGACGAAGAUCAUUUGGAAGUUUUCCCAGCUGGUUCCACUUUCCCAUCCACUAAAAUGAUCACUUUGCACCGUACUGGUGACUUCGUUAUGGAAGCUUACUACACUCAUAAGGAAGAAUUGCCAGAAGAUGUCCCAACUCACAUUGCUAAAUGGGAAAUCACUGGUGUUCAAUUACCUGAAGGUGCUACUUCCGUUCCAGUUAAGUUGAAGUUGAGAUGUGACCCAUCUGGUCUUCACAUUAUCGAAGAAGCUUACACUUUGGAAGACAUUACAGUUAAGGAAGAAAUCCCAUUGCCUGAAGAUGCUCCAGAAGGUGCUGAACCUGAAUACAAGGAAGUCACCAAGACCGUUAAGAAGGAUACUUUGAACAUCGUCGAACACACUUUCGGUCUAAAACCUGAAGAAUUAAACUUACUUGUGGAGAAGGAAAACGAAAUGACUAGUCAAGACAAAUUGGUUGCUGAAACCGAAGACCGUAAGAAUGCUCUAGAAGAGUACAUCUACACCCUACGUGGUAAGCUAGACGAAGAAUAUGCACCAUUUGCUUCCGACCAGGAAAAGACCAAAUUGAGAGACCAAUUGGCAAAGGCUGAGGACUGGUUGUACGAAGAUGGUUACGACUCUACCAAGGCUAAGUACGUUGCCAAAUACGAAGAAUUGGCCUCCACUGGUAACAUCAUCAGAGGUAGAUACCUUUCCAAGCAAGAAGAACAAAAGCAAGCUUUGAGACAAAAGGAUGAAGCUAAGAAGAUGGCUGAACUAUCUGAAAAAUUAAGCGCUCAAAGAAAGAGUGAAGCUGAAAACAAAGAAUCUUCUAAGAAGGAUGCUGAAGGUGAUGUUAAUCUAGAUUGA